ACAUUCAAAUUUGAAUUUCUGUUUCAGAAAGCAAACAAAUUUCACACGGAAUAGACUACAUUUAGAAGUGAACAAUUCUUAGGUUAAAGCUACAAGAUGACGCUCAAAAUGGCAUUGUGUACCAAGGAUGAUCUCAGCGAGGCGAUCAAGCUGCAGAAACGGGAGCAGUACGAAGAGGAGCGCAAGAAACGCAUCUUCAAUGCCAAGCAGCGGCUCUUUGGACUCGACUUGGAUACGCUGGAGCGACAGAUCAGGGAGAAGAAGAAACAGGCAAGUGAGCAGCUGGAGUGCGAUAAACGUUAUGAGGAGCAGGAACAGCUGCAGAAGCGUCUGAUUACCGCCAAGGAAAAGGAAUUGGAGAAGGAGAAACGCAUCAUGGACUCGGAUCUGAAUUUCUAUCGUUGUCGCUAUCAACGCAAGGAUCAGAGACGUGAAUUCGAUCUCAAUGAUCCCAACUACUUGAAGAAGUCGACGCCAGUACGCAUCUCCGACGCAGACAUCACACUGGGCAUCUCCAGUGCGCAGAUCUUUUACGGCGAGGAUCUCAACAAGAGUGAUCGUCAGGUGCGUCAGCGGGAACAGCAACGCGCCUGGCUCGAUCAGCAGGUGAUGGAGCGCAAGCAGGCGGAGGAGGCACGUCGCCAGGCCGACAAUGUGUACAUGGAGAGCGUGUGGUGUCGCGACAAGCAUCUGGAGGAGAUGGCCAAGUCGGAUCACCGUAUGCGGCAUCAGAUCAUACACAAGAUUCGGCAGUUCAACAUCAAUUUGGCCAAGCAGAAGCAGGAGAAUCGACAGCGCCAAAAGCAGGAGACCUACGAGGAUGAUAUGGCCGAGAUCUAUAACAUGUUGUCCAGUGACAUGCUCACGGAGAAUCCCGAUGUCGCCCAGUCGCGCACCAAUCCCAACAAGAAGAUCGCCUUCAUGUAUCGCGGCAUGACUCCAGAUGAAUUGCGCGACUUCCGCAAGGGGCAGGUGCAACAAUUGACGGACACGCUGCAGCGCAAGACGGAGGCACAGCUGAUGGACAAGCAGUGGGAGCAGUAUGCCAUCAAUAUGGAUCGCUCGCUGAUGCACAAGCAGAUCGACAUGGAUCGCAAGUACAAGCAGCAGCUCGAUGAUCUGGUGCGCGACAAUGCGAAGCUGGCCAUUGAGCAGGAGAAGCAGCGAAAGGAUUCGCUCGAACAGCUCAGCAAUGCUGUCUACGACGACUUUUACGAUCAAUUUAACAAGACAUCGCGUUAACUUGAUCACUCUUUUAUUGUGAUCGUGUGUGGAAUUGCUUUGGCAGCACUGUACUUGAACUCUACAUUACUCUCGGGUCAACUGCGAAUGCAGUUCCACACACGUGCAAGACAACAGGGCAAAAACAAGUUAAAUAAAGCUUAAA
This is a messenger RNA of Drosophila albomicans, 1387 nucleotides long. RefSeq names its product RIB43A-like with coiled-coils protein 2. The transcript is spliced from 2 exons. Lineage: Eukaryota; Metazoa; Arthropoda; Insecta; Diptera; Drosophilidae. The record is from RefSeq and is a predicted model, not a curated record. The coding region runs from base 97 to 1242 and encodes 381 amino acids.